GCCGGAGUGUCCGGCGGAGGGGGCGGCGCCCUCGGCGUCUCCGUUCCUGCGCCUCCGCGCCCCGGCUCGCCGCGGCUCCCGGGACGCGCGGAGGCGGCGGCGAUGGCGAUGAUGCCUCUAGCCCUGCAUCCUCCCGGGCGGCGGGCGGAGCUGGGGUCCGGGCUGCGAGAUGGAGGAGGAGGGGUGGCGCUGCGGCCACCGGGCAGGCUUUUCUGCCUUGGGCCUCUUUUGUCAGAUAUCGCUCAUCUGUGAGUUGAGGCCCUGACUCCCUUCCCACAGAAGGAAGAGUCAUCUCUCUUUGAAGAUGAACUCAACGGACCACCUUCAGGAUGCCCCCAACACCACCCUGCUACGUGUGCCUCACUCCCAGGGAGGAAACAGCACUGCUCUCCAGGAGGACCUGCAGGACCUCAUCCACACGGCCACCUUGGUGACCUGCACCUUCCUGCUCGCAAUCAUCUUCUUCCUGGGCUCUUACGGCAACUUCAUUGUCUUCUUGUCCUUCUUUGACCCGGCCUUCAGGAAAUUCAGAACCAACUUUGAUUUCAUGAUCCUGAACCUGUCCUUCUGUGACCUCUUCAUUUGUGGCGUGACGGCCCCCAUGUUCACCUUCGUGUUGUUCUUCAGCUCAGCCAGCGGCAUACCGGAUGCUUUCUGCUUCACCUUCCACCUCACCAGCUCCGGCUUCAUCAUCAUGUCCCUCAAGACGGUGGCGGUGAUCGCCCUGCAUCGGCUCCACAUGGUGCUGGGGAAGCAGCCGAACCGCACAGCCUCCUUUCCCUGCACCUUGCUCCUCACUCUGCUCCUCUGGGCCACCAGUUUCACCCUCGCCACCUUGGCCACCCUGAAAACCAGCAAGUCCCACCUCUGCCUUCCCAUGUCCAGUCUGAUGGCUGGAGAAGGGAAAGCCAUCCUGUCUCUCUAUGUGGUGGACUUCACCUUCUGUGUUGCCGUGGUCUCUGUGUCUUACAUCAUGAUUGCUCAGACCCUGCGGAAAAAUGCUCAAGUCAGAAAGUGCCCCCCUGUCAUCACAGUUGAUGCUUCCAGACCACAGCCUUUCAUGGGGGCCCCUGGGAAGGGAGGUGGAGAUCCCAUCCAGUGUACCAUGCCAGCUCUGUACAGGAACCAGAAUUACAACAAGCUGCAGCAUGUCCAGACCCACGGAUACACCAAGAGCCCCAGCCAGCUGCCAACCCCAGCGGCCAGCCGGCUCCGGCUGGUGUCGGCUGUCAAUCUCUCCACGGCUAAGGAUUCCAAGGCGGUAGUCACCUGUGUGAUCAUUGUGCUGUCGGUCCUGGUGUGCUGUCUUCCACUGGGGAUCUCCUUGGUGCAGGUGGUUCUGUCCAGCAAUGGAAGCUUCAUCCUUUACCAGUUUGAACUGUUUGGUUUUACGCUUAUAUUUUUCAAGUCAGGAUUAAACCCUUUUAUAUAUUCGCGGAACAGUGCAGGGCUGAGAAGGAAAGUGCUAUGGUGCCUCCAGUACAUAGGCCUGGGUUUCUUCUGCUGCAAACAGAAGACUCGACUUCGAGCCAUGGGGAAAGGGAGCCUCGAAGUCAACAGAAACAAAUCCUCCCAUCAUGAAACAAACUCUGCCUACAUGUUGUCUCCGAAGCCUCAGAAGAAAUUUGUGGACCAGGCCUGCGGCCCAAGUCCUUCGAAGGAAAGUGUGGUCAGUCCCAAGAUGUCUGCUGGACAUCAACACUACGGUCAGAGCAGCUCGACCCCCAUCAACACUCGCAUUGAGCCGUACUACAGUAUCUAUAACAGCAGCCCGUCCCAGGAAGAAAGUAUCCCACGUAGCUUACAGCCAGUAACCUCUUUUGGAUUUGCCACUUCAUAUAUUGCCAUGCAUUAUCACACCACUAAUGAUUUAAUGCAAGAAUAUGACAGUACUUCAGCCAAGCAGAUUCCAGUCCCCUCUGUUUAGAGUCAUGGAGGCUAGAGAAUCUUGUGGAUAAUGUUUUUUGUUUCUGAUACUAAUUGAUUUUUUAAAAUUUUGUGAGACCAGAGGUACAUCAAAACUUAAAGACCUCGACAGUGGACACUAAUGACUUUAUUUUGUCUGAAGCAUUAGCAUCUAUUGAUUAGCUUUGCAGUUUCUUGACAUUUUAAGAGUUGAUGUAAAUGUUUGUUAUUUUACACCUGACCUGUGCUCCAAUCUUUUGUACUAAACUUUUAAAUAGAUGCCAGGGAGUGAUCCUGCUACUGUGUUAAAGUAGGGAAUGAACUGAUUAUGGUCAAUGUUAUGGUUCUUUGAAGUAAGUCUGAGCUGGAUUUUUUAAAGAAUGUGAAGGUAUCAUCUUUACUGAGGCAUUAUUUUUAUUAACUGCAUUAUAAAUUUUGAUUCUUUGAAGUGUUGAAAUGGAAUCAAUAUACUUUUUUGGUAGCAGGCUUAUUGGAGUAAAUAAUACAUUGUUAAAGCAAAAAAUCGGAAAUAUAUUAUCUAUAACCAUCUUUACCAAAAAUACACAAGCAUUAGUUAGUUUCUUUUCAUAAGACAGUCAACUAAGAGUAUGACGAUGAUUACUGUUUCUAAUUAUAGACAUUAUUACUUCAUGUCAGCUGAAUAGCUGUAUAGUUCUUUUAAAAAGAAAUCUGUUUUUGCUUGCUAAAAAAUGAAUUAUUCUAUUUCAGAAUGAUCUUACCCAAGAAACCUAGUGAAGAGGACUGCAUCUGUGGUAGAGGGAUGCUCUUCCUGGGAGAGUAGGCACUAGCUGUGGUCAUCUCAUCAGCGUGCUGUUAUGUGGGAAGCAGGCUAGACUGUUGUAUGUGUUACAUGACCUUUAAUGAUUGUCUAAGAAGGUAUAAGAAUGAGAUGGGGGUGUUUUGAUUUAUGUUUUCCUUCUGUGUGAGAAUGAUUUGUUAAUAACCUGACAAAGUAGAUACUAAAAGUAACUAUUUAGAUUUUUUUUUUUUGGUCUUUGUUUAUAUAUUACUAUGGUAGAAAAAUUCUUAGGAUGAUCUGUGUUCAGACUAAUUGUGUUUUUUAUCUCCUAUGAAUCUUAAACUGGAAAUGGGCAAUAAGGCAUAAUAGAUUAAGUAUUUCUACAGUUAAAAAACAUUUUAUUAUACGCUCUGUGAUUCCUAGUGUAACAACUGUUAACUUAUAUUUUUAUGUAAAAAUGUUUUCAUUAUACAGUUGGCAUUUGAAUUCAAUACAACUUUAGAACUGUAACUUCUAGACAAGAUGAGCAUCAAGAUACAAAACCUACCUUUAUAAAUUGUUAUAUUCAAAAACUGCUAUUGCAGAUUGGAAGGCACUUUGUCCCUUUGAAUGAAAGGUGUUCAGUUUAUAGCACCCUAUCCCGUGCUGUGCAAACACAGAGGUCAUGAGAAGCAUGGAGAAGACAGUUGAUACUCAGGUGGAACUCUGCUCAGUCUCAUCUAAUAACUCUUACCUUCCGGUAUCAACCAGUCAUUUCUAAUUCCGAGGUUAAAGUAUGAGAUACGGAUUUUAUUUUGUUUUGAAAUAAGAGAGUCCUUUUAGGGCUGUCUCCCUUCUUUCCUUCUCUCCCCUUUGUCCUUUAUUUUUGCUAUUAAAUUUUAUAACAGAAGAGAAAAUAUCCACUCUCACACAUUGUUGUUUUUUUUUUUUUGGUAAUGGAAUGCUAUUUUUGGAAGUCACUAUAACCUAUUUCAACUGUGCUUUUAUAUUUUUAAUACAACACUGUUUUCAUUUAUUAAUACUUCCAUGGGAUAGGUUCAUAUAUUACCUCUUUUUAACAAAGAAUUAAGAAAUCUAAUAUCCUCUCCCAAGAUCAUUUGAAGAAUUGUGGCAAAUUAGGAAUUAGGCUUUUGUCUAAAUUCAGAACCUGGUAUUUAUUUCAAUAAGCCAAACAGCUUUAUAAGUAGUAAUAUUAAUCAUGAAGCUAUUUCAUACUUUUUAAGGUAUGAAUCUCUUUUUUGGUCAGGCAUUUCAAGUGUGACAAUAAAAGAUUUUUAAAAAGUAAUUUCUACAUGUAAAACUAAAAAUGACAAGUUUCCUUUGUGACAUUUGAGUUUGAGAUGAUUUGACCCAUCUUUGGGAGGUAAAAAUUAUAGCAUAAAGAAAACUAAGCGUGUGCAUAUGAGGUAUUCAGUCUCUUUAUGCUCAUAAAGGAAUUAUUGAUUUAACUUGCAUGAAAUACAUAGUGGGCUAGAUUCUUAGCCUUCCUGUAUCUUCAUAUCUCUGUAUCUAUAUCUAUAUGUAGAUAUAUGUAGAUAUAGAUACAGAGAUAGAUAUAUGUAACUUGUCUCUUCAUAAGUUAUAUAUGUCUAUCUAUAGCUAUGUCUAUAUGGAGAUAAAGAUAUAAAUAGACAUAUAUAACUUCUCCAUAAGGGCUAAAAUGAGAACUUUUAUAAAAGUAAUGAGAAUCCAGUUGAAUAUGACUAAUUAGCAGGGUAUAUUAAUUAGUUCUCUUGAUGUUUUACUGUGAUGCGAAGUAUGUGAUGUAUUCAAACAUUUUAUAAUUGUUCUGAUGUUAACCAUUAGGCCAUAUUUGU
Hippopotamus amphibius kiboko is the source of this 4482-nucleotide messenger RNA. RefSeq names its product G protein-coupled receptor 75 (gene GPR75). Gene Ontology annotation, cellular component: membrane. The transcript has 2 exons. The record is from RefSeq and is a predicted model, not a curated record. NCBI's taxonomy places the organism in Eukaryota, Metazoa, Chordata, Mammalia, Artiodactyla, Hippopotamidae. Gene Ontology annotation, molecular function: C-C chemokine receptor activity. Bases 305 to 1927 code for a protein of 540 amino acids. Gene Ontology annotation, biological process: G protein-coupled receptor signaling pathway.